Benincasa hispida (wax gourd) is the source of this 807-nucleotide messenger RNA. Lineage: Eukaryota; Viridiplantae; Streptophyta; Magnoliopsida; Cucurbitales; Cucurbitaceae. The record is from RefSeq and is a predicted model, not a curated record.
AUGGCCGACCAAACUUCCCAACCUUCCACUUCACCCUCAACACCUUCAAUAGACCAACUCUCCAUGCGAGAGGUAGCAUUCCUUAUUGCUAGUCGCCGUCUUGCUGCUCAGCCUCACACUUUCAAGAGGGGGCAAAGUACUGAAAGCACCCCACUCCCAACUCCAGUAGUCUCCACUGAAAGCGAAAAGAAGAGACGAGAUGACAAUGAGGUAUUCGAAAAUAUUCUGAGUAACCUGGAGGAAGGAGGAGGACUGCCCGAGGCUGGGGUUGUAAACCAACCACUGCUUAUGGAGGAGGUGACGGUGGUGAUGACGGAGGAAGUGGCAGUGGUAGAGGAAGUGGUGGAAGAGGAGACAAGGAGAAGCACUCUGGCCAUAAGGGAUCCUGAGGAAACUACGCAAGUAGAAUCCUAUGAAGAACCCAUCAGAAUCGCGUUAGAGAAAGUUGCAACAGAGAAGCAACUAGAGGUGGAAGAGGAGAAAAAGAAAAAAAGAAGAGGGGGCAAAGAAGGAGGAGGACUACCCGAGGCUGGGGUUGUAAACCAACCACUGCUUAUAGAGGAGGUGACGGUGGUGAUGAAGGAGGAAGUGGCAGUGGUAGAGAAAGUGGUGGAAGAGGAGACAAGGAGAAGCACUCUGGCCAUAAGGGAUCCUGAGGAAACUAUGCAAGUAGAAUCCUAUGAAGAACCCAUCAGAGUCGCGUUGGAGAAAGUUGCAGUAGAGAAGCAACUAGAGGUGGAAGAGGAGAAAAAGAAAAAAAGAAGAGGGGGCAAAGUACUGAAAGCACCCCACUCCCAAAUCCAGUAG